GGAAACUUCUAAGAAUAAGGUGCCUAUUAAACGGAUUCAUUAAUCAAGCGUUGUUCACCAUGCUAAUUGCCCUUAUCGAACAGACAAAAGGUCUCCCAGCAUUGUUUGCGGGUGCCUGUGCGGGUGCUACUGAAAUCACAAUCACUUAUCCGUUCGAGUCCGCGAAAACAAGAGCCCAGCUCGAGAGGCGACUCGGCAAAGAGAAGCUCCCGAGUGUGAAACCUGGAAUCAGAGGCUGGUAUGCUGGAUAUGCCGCUACAGUGACAGGAACCGCGGUGAAGGCUGCCGUGCAGUUUUCUUCGUUCCAUAUCUACCGGUCCGCUCUCGCAGGGCCAAAUGGUGAACUAUCAACAGCAGCGUCCAUGAUUGCCGGAUUCGGCGCAGGAGUCACUGAGGCAGUGUUGGCUGUGACGCCUGCAGAGGCGAUCAAAACCAAAAUUAUCGAUGCAAGGAAGGUUGGGAACACUCAAAUGAGCACGACUAUGGGGGCGGUGGCGGGAAUCUUACGACAACAUGGACCGGCCGGAUUUUUCUCGGCUCUUGGUCCCACGAUUUUGCGUCAAUCCAGUAAUGCUGCUGUCAAGUUUACCGUUUAUAGUGAGCUGAUGGGUGCCGCACGGCGCUAUUCUGGAAAGGACGUUCACCCGCUUGUCAGCACUCUCGUCGGGUCGGUAACCGGUGUUUGUUGCGCUUGGUCGACGCAACCAUUGGAUGUUAUCAAGACUAGGAUGCAAUCUCUCCAAGCGAGGCAAUUGUACGGCAAUGCUUUCAGGUGUGCUAGCAUCCUCUUACGGCAAGAGGGCAUUGGAGUGUUCUGGUCUGGAGUUCUGUUUAGGACAGCAAGGCUGUCACUUACUUCAGCCAUUAUGUUUCCAGUUUACGAGAAAGUGUAUGCGUAUGUGACGCAGGCAAAGCAUUGAAAAAGGCAUGACUGCCAGUGCAAACUGGAAUAUCCCCUAUGCGUGUCCCACUUAUUCGCUAUGUUCGGUUUCAGUUGGCGCGAUCCCUG
Aspergillus alliaceus is the source of this 1009-nucleotide messenger RNA. Its product is annotated as mitochondrial carrier domain-containing protein. NCBI's taxonomy places the organism in Eukaryota, Fungi, Ascomycota, Eurotiomycetes, Eurotiales, Aspergillaceae. The transcript has 6 exons. The record is from RefSeq and is a predicted model, not a curated record. Gene Ontology annotation, biological process: mitochondrial citrate transmembrane transport. The coding region runs from base 60 to 920 and encodes 286 amino acids.